This is a messenger RNA of Paramecium tetraurelia, 495 nucleotides long. RefSeq lists its product as uncharacterized. The transcript has 2 exons. Lineage: Eukaryota; Ciliophora; Oligohymenophorea; Peniculida; Parameciidae. The record is from RefSeq and is a predicted model, not a curated record.
AUGAGAUCACAAAGUCCAUAGAUAACAUAAGAACCAUACAGUAGAAGUGUAGACAUACUAUUGAUACAAAUGUUCUGUUAAUUUUUUCACACCUAUUAGAGAUAGACAUAUUUCUUAACCAUCCACAGCGAAACAUAAUACUUAAAACAAGGACUUAUACAACAAUUUCAACAAAGAUUAUUGGAGAAACAAAAGUUGAUUGGAACUUCUGGUAAUUAUUAUCAGGGUUAUGGGAAAUUAAAAAAGGAAACUUUUUACAGUAAUGUAUUGUUUAAAAGUGGAUAUGAAUAAUAAGAAGAGAUUAAAAGAUUGAACAAAGAGAAUGAAAGUUUGAAGGAGAUUAUAAAAAAAUAAGAGGAGAAGUUAUAGCAAUACUUGGAGAUGGGUGAUAUUUUGGAAAGGAACCAAUAGCUUUAAGAGUAGGUAGAAAGAUCAGAACAAGCAAUAUAGUAAGGAAAUCAAAAAGAAAAUAGCUAGAAAUUAGAAAAUGAAUGA